AUGCGGUUAGCAUUUCUGGGCCUUCUUAUGGUCGUAGCCCUCGUGGACAGCCAAGAUACUUGCCAGUCAGCUGAUGAAGAACCGUAUCUCCUAUUUGGAACAAAAACCGCAUACACCUUCGCAAGUUUGGGAAUACCACUGAAUAAGGCAUACGAUGUACCUGGAUGUCAACCCAUAGCCAUAUGGUUGAUGUACCGCCAUGGAUCACACAACCCUGAAGCAGACGAAAUAGCCAAUCUUCAGAAACUAACCGAUUUUAAAAAUAACAUUCUAAACAAUUAUAGAAAUUUCAACUUCCGUGACACUAAUCUCCGUAUGUGUCCGGCGGAUGUGAACCUCUUAGAGCGUUGGCAGUGGAACCCUCGCCAGAACAUCACGUUUGCAGGAGAUCUAACAAGCGAUGGAUAUAUGUCUACUCAGCAACUAGCUCAAGCGUGGAAACAGAAGUUCCCUGGACUUUUAACUGAUAAUGUUCACGACUACAUGUUCAAAUACGCAAACGAUCAACGCUCCAAAACAACGUUCCGCGCCUUCACAGAGGGUUUAUUCCGCGCGCAGGAAGACCCCGUCGGCAUAUCGAAGGAGAGUGAUGAGAAAUUACUUCAACCUUACAAGUUCUGUUCGUCGUGGAUAAACAAUGUAUUGGAGAACAACGAAACACUCACUCAGCUACGAAUCUUUGAAUCUAAACUAGAAUACAAAGAGAUGAUAACCAACAUUUCCAAACGUCUCGGCUUUAAUUACGACAUACAGACGGAGAUGGUGCACUACAUGUACGACAUGUGCCGGUACAACAAAGCGUGGGAUGUCACGCAAAUAUCGCCCUGGUGUGCUGUAUUUUCCAAAGAAGAUUUAAAACGUCUGGAGUAUGCUGAGGACUUAGAGAUGUAUUACAAGUACGGCUACGGGACGCCGAUGAACCAACAAAUCGCCUGCACCGCGGUCAAGGAGAUGAUGGACUUCUUCAAAAUACACGAGGGACACAUGACGCCGCAGCAGCCGCGCGCGCUGGUGCACGCGGCGCCGGCGCCGGCGCUGCUGCUGGCGCUGGCGGCGCUGCGCGCGCGCCGCGACCGCGCCACGCUCACCGCCGACAACUACCACUCCGCCGCCGUGCAGGCGCGCGCCUGGACCACCUCCACCAUCACACCCUUCAAUGCCAACUUGGCUGCUGUUUUGUACAAAUGCAAACCCGACAACAACUUCCGAAUCGACGAUCCAUACCAGGUCCUGUUUUUGGAGAACGAACGUCCUUUAAAUCUAGACGAAUGCAAAGUCGGACUUUGCAACUACACUUUUGUUAAAAAUCGAUACGGCUUAAUUGCAGAUAAUUGUAAUUUGGAUUUCUGUAACUCCGCAAAUAAAAUUAGUGGCAUUGGUUUUACUUUACUUUUGCUUUUUAUUUUUAAAUUGUUU
Molecule: messenger RNA, 1416 nt
Organism: Brenthis ino (lesser marbled fritillary)
Lineage: Eukaryota; Metazoa; Arthropoda; Insecta; Lepidoptera; Nymphalidae
Source: the annotation of a GenBank genome assembly